Messenger RNA from Conger conger (European conger), 855 nucleotides. RefSeq lists its product as uncharacterized. The record is from RefSeq and is a predicted model, not a curated record. Lineage: Eukaryota; Metazoa; Chordata; Actinopteri; Anguilliformes; Congridae. Gene Ontology annotation, biological process: response to bacterium. The transcript has 5 exons. The coding region runs from base 1 to 855 and encodes 284 amino acids.
AUGAGCCACAUCUUCCACCCCGCCUGUGGUCUGCUUGGGAAGAGUGUAGUUCAGCCUAACACGCUGGUGACAGCUGAGCUUGGAGGUACUGUGACUCUUGUAUGUUUCCAUCCUGCAGAAGAAGUGUCAUUGAUCAGCUGGUUAAAGCAACCUCUUGGAGAGAAGCCUCAGCUUGUAGCAACAAUGACAAAAUAUGAAUCAGAUGCUAUAUUUUCGAAUGAGUUUAAAAACAGCACACGUCUGAAUGCUAAAGCAACAAAAGGAAACUUUAACCUGACUAUCUCAAAAGUAGAGCCGUCUGAUUCAGCAACAUUCUACUGUACGACGACUACCAGCUUCAGUGGGAUUAGUUUUGGAGAUGGAACUACUUUAAUAGUGAGGGAGUCCCAGAGCAGGACAGUAGUACUCCAGCAGCCCGAGUCUGAGUCAGUGCAGUCAGGAGACUCUGUGCCUGACUCUGUGCAGUGUACAGUACACACUGAGACCUGUGCAGGAGAACACAGUGUGUACUGGUUCAGUCCAGGCUCAGGAGAGUCCCCUCCAGGAAUCAUUCACACCCAUGGACACAGGAGUGAUGAGUGCCAGAGGAGCUCUGGGACUGUGUCUCCCACACAGAGCUGUGUCUACAACUUCCCCAAGAGGAACCUCAGCCUCUCUGAUGCUGGGACUUACUACUGUGCUGUGGCCACCUGUGGGGAGAUCCUGUUUGGGAACGGGACCAAAUUGCAUGUUGAGGAAAACCAACAACUUCCUCUUUAUUGCUUGGUGGGAGCUUUGGCGUUGAGUGUGAUCCUGAAUGUUGUCCUCGCUGUGAACAGGAGCAGAAGCAGUGAGAAUUCCAGAGUGUCAAGAUGA